Molecule: messenger RNA, 4305 nt
Organism: Cheilinus undulatus (humphead wrasse)
Lineage: Eukaryota; Metazoa; Chordata; Actinopteri; Labriformes; Labridae
Product: phosphofurin acidic cluster sorting protein 1-like
Exons: 24
Coding region: 62-2641 (859 amino acids)
Biological process (GO): protein localization to plasma membrane
Molecular function (GO): transmembrane transporter binding
Source: RefSeq, a predicted model, not a curated record
CCCCGCCUCUCUCUGGAUCAUCAGCGGGAUCUCACCGAGCUGCUCCCCCACACACGAGGCGAUGUUAUCGGCCGCAGACAGAGGAGCGGCCCGGGGAGGCGUUCUCCCCCCGGAGACGGACCCCUCCGCCGGCUCGGUGUCCACCGGGGAGCAGGACGGCCGAGUCCCGGUCCCCAUGAACCUGUUCGCCACCUGGGAGAUCGACCGGUCGUCCCCGAGCUGCGUGCCCAGGCUGUGCAGUCUGACUCUGAAGAGGCUGAUGGUUCUCAGAGAGCUGGACAGAGAGCUCAGCUCUGUGGUCAUCGCCGUGAAGAUCCAGGGCUCAAAGCGGACUCUAAGAUCCAACGAGUAUCUCCUUCCUCCAGACGGUCUGAUGGAGACGGACCUGGAGCUCACCUUCUCCCUGCAGUACCCUCACUUCUUAAAGCGUGACGUGAACCGUCUGCACGUCAUGCUGCAGCGGAGGAAGAGGUACAAGAACAGGACCAUCCUGGGCUACAAGACGCUCGCCGUGGGAGUCAUCAACAUGGCCGAGGUUCUGCAGCAUCCGACAGACCGAGCCCACAUCCUCGGUCUCCAUAGCAACCAGAAGGAUGCCUCUCUGCGUGCGGCGGAGCUGAGCGUCCUCUCUCUCUCCAGCCAGCCAAUCGAGCAGGAGGACACAAGCGGUCACCACGGCAACAAGACCAAGGCCUCAGAUCGCUCCCCAGACAUGGAGAACUACUCUGAGGACGAUGACGACAGCUUCUCCUCCGAACAGGAAGGAAGUGAUGACGCCGUCCAGCCUCAGGACAUGUACGACGACGAUGAAGACGUUCAGAGAAAGACGAAGAAAUCUCACCGCAAAAUGAUCCGAGCGACCUCUCUGACACAGCAACCGAACUUCAAACAAAAGUUUGUGGCUCUGCUGAAAAGAUUCAAAGUCACAGAUGAGGUUCUGGACUCAGAGCGGGGGGGUCAGGGCCGGGAAGUGGAGGAGGACCUGGAUCUCCUCUAUGACAGUCUGGAGGUUUACAACCCGAGCGACAGCGGCCCUGAGCUCGACGACAACGACAGCAUCGUGAGCACGCCGAAACCCAAACUCAGGCCGUUCUUCGAGGAGAGCUCACAGACGGAGAACAGGAGUGAGAACAAUCAGAACCAGCUCAGAGAACAGACGUCAGCUGCUGCAGAGCUGCUGUCUCCUGGAGGGGUGGGGCCACAUGUCCACGAGGAGUCCAGAGGAGAGGAGGCGGGCCCCGGGGAAGUGGAGGAGGAUGUUACCAUGGGAACAGAUGCAGGUCCAGCUGCAAAACUCUGCAAAACGGAGUCUCAGACCCACAUUUCACCAAGUAAAACAGGAAGUCAGCUGUCUCGCCAUCACUGGAGCGGCUCCAUGAAGGACAGACAGAACUCCAGAGGGACGGACAGGACGAGCAGCGUGGAGAGUGAGACGUCGUCUGAUUAUAGGAUCCCUCCUCCACAGGUUGCCAGGAAGUCAGUCCUGGAUCAGCUGAACCACAUCCUGUUCUCUGACGAUCAGAUCCCAGAUUCAAUCAUCCUGAUCAACACCACUGACUGGCAGGGUCAGUUCCUGUCAGAGCUUCUCUUCGAUCAGCCAAUCGUGUGCACCGUCUCAUCAGCUGAUGUUCAGGCCGCCUUCAGCGCCAUCCUGAGCCGGAUCCAGAGAUUCUGUAACUGUAACUCCCAGACUCCGCCCACAGUGAAGGUCGCAGUGGGCGGGGACCAAAGUUACCUCAGCACCGCCCUCUGCUGCUUCGUGGAGCAGCUGGCCAGCAAGACACCUGAUUGGCUGAACUACCUCCGCUUCCUCAUCAUCCCAGUCGGGUCCCACCCGCUUGCCAAGUAUCUGGCUGCUCUUGACAGUAAAUUCAACAGCCUGUUCAUGGACGCCGCGUGGAGGGAGCUGUUCGCUCGGGUGGAGCCGCCUCCUCUCGAUCCGGUCGGGGUUGCAGGCCGGGUGUCUCAGUACCUAAACGGAGCUGCUGUUUCUCACCUGUGCCCGAUCUCUGAGGCCAUGCUCACCUGUAAACACAAGAGCCCUGAUGAUGACUCCUGUCAGAAGUUUGUUCCUUUUAUCGGGCUGGUGAAGGUCGGCAUCGUAGAGCAGAACUUCCUGUCCACAUCAGUCGACUCUGAUGAUGUCAUCCUGGGGUCUCCUCCCUCCCAACCUGGACCAAUCAGCAUCACGUCGACGCCUCCCCCCUCUCCGUCCAUCAGCUGUCCCACAGAGGUGAUGGGUCUGCAGGUGGACUACUGGAGCUGUCAGGGAGGAGGAGGAGGAGGAGGGGACAGGAAGAAGGAGGUGGGGAUGAAGAACACACUGAAGAGUAACUUCAGAGCUCUGCAGGUGUCGAGGAUCAGUGGAGGAGAACUGAUGAGCAUGACGGUGGUGACCAAGGAGAAGAACAAGAAAGUUAUGUUUCUCAGUAAGAAGACUAAGGAGAAGGAGGCGGAGUCAAGGAGUCAGCUGAUUGAAGGAAUCAGUCGACUGAUCUGCACCUCCAAACACCAACACACACUAAGAGUCUCCAUUGACGGGGUCGAGUGGAAUGAUGUGAAGUUUUUCCAGCUGGCGGCUCAGUGGCCGACUCACGUCAAACACUUUCCUGUGGGGAUCUUCAGCUACAACAAACCCUGAACCCCCCCUUUUUCCGUCAUUCUGUUGGAAUAGAAAUAUUUCUACUGUGUAAGUUAUUUCUAAUAAUUUCUAUGAAUUCUGGAUAUUUAUUACUGUAAAUACUGCACACAGCCUCGUGUGUUUGUCUGAAAAUAUUUAUAAUGAUGACGUUAAAGCUAAUGAUGCUAACUUAUUUCAAAGUAGUUGUCAAUGACUUUAUUUCUGGAACUCAAAAACUGCCGUUGGAUGUUUGUGGAGCUGCUAAAAACUGUCUGAGCCAACAAAACUCUGUGGAGUGACUGUUAGAAUCUUCUGUAAAUGAACCAAACAUCCCAGUGAGCAUUUUCAUGUUCAGUCGAUGUUUCGAGGACGUUGACGGCUAACAUCGAAAAGACAAUCAGACUGGUUCCAAAGCAGUUUGAAGUUAACGUGAUACUUCUGCUCGACGUAGAGAAUUAGCUCUGUGAUGAAACUCUAUAAACCCAGUUAUCUUCUUAAUAUCGGCCCUCAUAACAGCCAAUGGGCAGGAGGAGGCCAGCCCCCCUUACUGGUGUUUAGUUCGGUUUUCUAAAAAACCACGUAAAACCAAACUACCAAACAUCCGAUAUUUAUGAUUCCACAUCAGGGAGGCUCUGACUGGAUCAGGAGCAGUAAAACAAUGGUGUUGACACCACAGAUUGAGGAAAAUCUGGACAAAUAAUCAGUUGUGACCAGCCAUGAACCACUGCAUGGGACAUGGUCAACUCUGUGUGCAAACAGCUGCUGUUCUGUAUAGGGUGUUAGCACGUUAGCCAUGGUAGUUUUGUGCCGUGAUCGAGCAUGGUCUGCAUUCACAUCUGGGCACGAUUGCCUAUAAACAGUCUGGUAAAGUAGGAGACGGUAUGAACGUAGUCGGUUUGAAAAUCCACCAAGACGAAGAAAGAAGAAGAGACAACCAUGAGGACAAAGGAGUCUAUCCUGUUUCUAUGUAUGUUUUAUAAUUUCUGAGAUGCCAGCAAUGAGCCUCAUCCUACUUCCACACCUAUCUAUGGCUCAGAGGAGGAGAUGGUCCCGUGCUCCACAGAUACGACAGUUUUUGCAGAAAGUUGACUUUAUAACUUUGCCCAUACUCGAGCACGGUUGAAUUCACAUCUCGAGUACAGAAAUCCUGCCUGAGACGCCUCUUUAAACAGGCUUGGACACAAUGCCUGACUAAGGUAUGCCCUUGCUCUCACUGACCCAAUGAACAGGUUUUAUUCUGACCUGGGCUCGGAUGCCUGAUGUGAAACCAUCUGAUGACAUCUUAAUCCCACAUAUGUGAAAACAGGACGCAGCCCAAAGUAGUGGUUCUCAACUGGUCCAGGGUCCAGCACCACCCCCACAGCAGAAAUUGUGACCUAAAUUUUAUUCAACAUAUUUUACUACUCAAAUUUAUAAAGUCAAAAUGGAAAAAAAACCCCAUGACUGAACAAGGAGAAGGGUUAAACAUGUUCAAAAGCCCAUCAUUAAAAACAAACAUUUGAUUUUAUUCAGUUUUCCUGAGAUAGGUUGGAAAUGUCUCAAGGAAUUUUCUCAUUAUCUCGAUAAUAAGAGCUAUAAAAUUUUCCUAUGCCACAUACCAAAACCACAACAUGUAGUCGUGGAAACAUAAAAAAUUAAUGUUUUUAUGUAAAUAUAUGAAGACUUGUAUUUCUUAAAUUCUUGCU